Molecule: messenger RNA, 1208 nt
Organism: Chrysoperla carnea
Lineage: Eukaryota; Metazoa; Arthropoda; Insecta; Neuroptera; Chrysopidae
Exons: 2
Coding region: 181-1011 (276 amino acids)
Source: RefSeq, a predicted model, not a curated record
AAUGGCGAUCUAUCACUUCCAAGAAUUCUGGUAACUAUUAAGUCAUACCUUCCUAAAUAACCUCCAUGGUCAUAUCAUACUAAUAUGCUUUAAAAUUUUAAAUAAAAUUUAAGACUUCUAGAGUUAAAUUAGCUAAUUUUAAGUAAUAAUUUGUAACUGUUUAAAUAUCAUAUUCAUAUUAUGCCUGGUUGUGCAGUUUUAAAUUGUAAACAACGAUCCGAAAAUGGUGUAAGAUUAUUUUUAUUACCACAAGGUUCCAACAACGAAGAAAGAAGAAAUAUAUGGUUAAAAAAUUUAGGCAGAAUUGAUCCACCAAAACAUACCUACAUUUGUGCUAAACAUUUUACGGAAAAUCAAUUUGAAAAUCAUCGAGCAGAUGGUAAAAAACUAUUGCGUUGGAAUGCCAUUCCUACAAUAUUUCCCGAUAAUCAUGUGUCAGAAGUAUGUAAACAAUCAGAGGCACUGCCUGCUAUAAAUUUAAAUGUUUUUUCUAAUAUAUUUCAAUCUGAAGAUCUUAAAACAUGUAAUGAUAAUAAAUUUUCCAAAGAAUGCAAGGCAGUUCCUGAACAAAGUAAAGAUUUAAACAUUUCGAGAAUAACUGCAAUAACAGAACCGGAAGUAGAUAUAAAAGUAUUGAAGCACAAAUUAAAGUUAUUAGAAGAUCAGGUACAACAAUUAAAACGAGAAAACAAAAUGAUUACAGACCAAGUUCAAAUGGUGUUUAAUAAAGAUCAAAUUCAAUUUUUAAAAAAAGGUAAAAUGAUGGAUUGCCAAUGGCAACCAGCAACCAUUCAAAAAGCACUGAAACUUUAUUUAAUGUGUGGAUCAAUCGGUUACGAAGAACUAAGGAAGCAAAAUUAUCCACUUCCUUGUGUACGAAUUUUGCAAAACCAAAUACCAGAUUUUAAAAUUCGUGCAGCCAUGUUAAAAGAUUUAUUUCCUUUAUUAGAAUUAACAGAUGUAGAAGAGGAUGCAAGUGGAGUAUUCGGCAAUUCUUCAGAAGUAAAAUGAUUAUUAUUUAUUAUAUUUAUUAAUUAUACGACUGUUUAAAUCAGUGUUUUUCAACCUUUUUUUUUUAUCGUAGAGCUAUUUUUGAGUUGAGUUGAGUUUAAUACACUUGGGAAACGCCGAUUUAGACUGUUGUAUGUGGUUGAAUAUUGUAUUUUUUUUAAGUAUUUUUAUUAAUUUUAUUAAACCGAAUGUAAUUU